Messenger RNA from Solanum tuberosum (potato), 3877 nucleotides. Its product is annotated as E3 ubiquitin-protein ligase MIEL1. Gene Ontology annotation, biological process: ubiquitin-dependent protein catabolic process; protein ubiquitination. Gene Ontology annotation, cellular component: nucleus. The record is from RefSeq and is a predicted model, not a curated record. Gene Ontology annotation, molecular function: zinc ion binding; ubiquitin protein ligase activity. Bases 2483 to 3418 code for a protein of 311 amino acids. NCBI's taxonomy places the organism in Eukaryota, Viridiplantae, Streptophyta, Magnoliopsida, Solanales, Solanaceae. The transcript is spliced from 11 exons.
CCUACUCACAAAAAAAUCCUUCAUUUUCUCUGUGCGUGCAUUUAUCUGUAUACAUUAUUCAGCAUUUGCAGGUCGGAGAAUCUGAUCGGAGCAAGUUGUGACCGACGAUCGGAGUUGAAAGUUCGUUAUUCAAAGUGUUCUGCGUUAGCUUCCUUUUAUAUUCACUUUUGAUUUUGCUCCUUAAUUCCGUUUUUCGCUCUUCUCAUUUCUAGUGAAUUUACUUAUAUAGGUAUGUAGAUUACAUGAAUUUUGCGCUAUUAUAUAGUUUCCUGCUAGUAUUAUUAGACCUAUAAUGGCGCCUAUCUACUGAUCUCUGUGUUUCGUCUUAUUCUUCUUUUUCGCGUACUGCCUUAUUUAUUGUUUGUUGCAUUUCAUCCUCUUUUGCGAAGUCUAUGAAAUGUUUGUGUUGGUGAAAUUAUAGGUUUUGUUUGCUUAGAUCAAUUAAAAUGGAUUUGCCUUUGUUUGUAUGAGGAGAGAUACUUUUGGUGGAGCUUGUAGACUUUGUGUUGUAUUGAUUGUGCUCUCGUCUAGGUUCCAUUUUUUGUGGAAUCUAUAAGAAUUGUGAUUGUUGUGCUAUGGAAAAAAGAAAGAGAAAGAGACUCUGUUGAGAUUAUGUUUCUGUGCCAUGAGAUCAUGAAUGAUUGGUUUGCGUGCUGUUGUGUUACGAAUGGUUUGCCUUGCUAAUAUCUAUGUUGAAUUAGAUGGUUAUGUAGCGUAUGCAUCUUGGUGGAAUUGCUGCUUCAUAUCACUGAGCUUUCGAGCUUUGUGGUUUUAUUAACCCUAUCCGCAAUUUUUGAUUCAUAGAGUGUAAAUAAUCCUCAGUUUCGGGGCAUUUACGUUGGUUGAUUGAUUGCAUGAGACCUUCACUUUUGAUUGAGUGAGUGGCAGCAAAAUAUAUUCUAGGAACGAUUGACAACUAAUUUGGCAUUCUUUGGGCUUAGGAUAGUUGAUGUAAUUAUCUAGUUUUACUCUUAGCCUUGAAAAAUUAUAGUUAAAAAUAUAUAAGCUCCCGCAGGUUUAAGAUAUGGGGUACCUUGAACUUGUGUGUGGGUGGUUUAGCUAUAUCGAUGUUUUGUGACAGUAUGUAAAUUGCAGCUAUCAAAUAAAAUUCCAGUGAGAAGUUGAUGACGAAUUUAAAGAAAAAACUAAUAAUAAAGAUCUUGAAUAAACAAAUACUUUUCUUUUUUCCUGCCCUAUCCCUUUUCGCUUAUGAAGAUGGAGACUAUAAACACAAGCAAUUAUAAGCAUGUAUUUGGUCAAUCUGAAGUUGCAAAGCUGGUGUUCCAAUCAAAUGGAAGUAGCAGUCGUGAUAGCGCCCUUCUCGUUGGACAUCUAUGUCAAUCUUCUGUUCAGUUUGUUCAUCACUCUGUUUCCUUUUUCUAUUUUGCAUUCAACUUCUGAUGCUGGUAUCCAUUGAGGCUAUUGGUAUUUGCAGUUCUCACUUUUCCUUUAGUUGGCUGACUUAGGAUUUGGAGUUUUGAUUGCUUUCCAAGUUUUCUGGUAUGUUUUAUCUUCCAACCAAUCUAAUUUUGGGCUCCUGAAGGAGAUCAUCUGGUAUAUGUGGUUGUAGCUGUUCUUGACUGAUGGUAAUGAAAGAUUGUAAAUUUUACCUACUUUCGCAUGAGAGGUAGACACUGGACUGUAGAAAAAUGAGAUAUCGUGGCACAUGAUGCUUUUUGUUUGCAACUUCAGUUUUUGUGAAUUUUAGUAAAAUGCUAGGCAUGUGCGAUGAUGAAGUCUUUCGUUAACAAAGAUAAGCCUCAGGAUGAAAAGGUGAACAAAAAAGAAAGGAAAAAAGAAAGAUGACCACCGGAGACUGGAGAGUAUGGAUCAGUUGGAUGUUGUAACCCAACAGAUAAGAUUUUCCUUUCUGACAAUGAAAUAAUCCAACUAACAGAUUGUAGGAAUUUAUAAAAUUCUUCUUCAGGGUAAGAUUCCCUUGUUGAAGUGACAUGGUGCAGAAUCUCAGACAGAGGUAGGGUUGUCUGUGAUGGACAACAAAUAAAUCAUCUCUGCAGUCUCGCACUUUUCCCAGUAUUUUUCUGUCAGGACGGGUUUGAUUGUUGUCCAUUGCUUUUACCUUAGGUUGGACUUCCCUUCAUCAGUAUCUCUUUAAAUGGAGUUCUCCAAGAAUGAAAUCAUCGUGCAAUCAUUAUUAUCUACUGCUGGACGCUUUGGAGCUCCUCAAUGCUUCACGAUAGUUCUAGUUUGGGUUCCUUUUGAACCUACUUGUGGAUUCUUGUAGAUCAACUUGUUUUGAUGAAUUCUCAUGGUGGAGUUUGCUGAUUGGAGCUGUCAAGCUUUGUUGGAAUUUGUUGUUGCUGGUUUCAAUUGGUGUUCAUGUGCGACAACACAACAUUGUCUGAGGUGUUUUGCCCAUUUGGAGGGCCAAGUAGUCAUUCCUUUGUAGGUUUAGGAUUUUUUCCCUUGACUGUUUCCUGAAUGCAGGGCUUCUAGUUGUUAAAUUGAUCCAUAAGGCUAAAUGGGAGACAUAGUGAUUGAACAUUCAGGGACGACACAUUAUGAGGCCUUAAACUUACAAAAUGUUACAACAUCUGAGAAUGAUGCUGAUCUGGUUCAGAGUUUCUGUGGGGACUACUUGCCUGAGGAUAUUACACAUGAAGAAAAAUCCACUUGUACUGAAGCCCUCGACAGAGGAUACUUGGAAUAUGGAUGUCCCCACUAUCGCCGUAGAUGUCGCAUUAUAGCCCCAUGCUGCAAUGAGAUGUUUGACUGCAGGCAUUGUCAUAAUGAAUAUAAGAACAAUAUCAACGUUGACCAGAAACUUCGACAUGAGAUUCCUCGUCACAAGGUGGAAAGGGUUAUAUGCUCACUUUGUGAUAAAGAGCAAGAGGUUCGGCAAGUUUGCAUCAAUUGCGGUGUGUGCAUGGGGAGAUAUUUCUGUGAAACGUGUAAGCUAUUUGAUGAUGAUACAUCCAAAAGACAGUAUCACUGCAAUGGUUGUGGAAUAUGCAGGAUUGGUGGGAUGGAGAACUUCUUCCACUGUCCCAAAUGCAGAUGUUGUUAUUCAGUUCUAUUGAGGAACAGCCACCCCUGUGUAGAGGGGGCAAUGCAUCAUGACUGUCCUGUUUGUUUUGAGUAUCUCUUUGAGUCGAUAAAUGAUGUAACAGUCAUGCCUUGUGGCCACACUAUUCAUAAGAACUGCUUGAAGGAGAUGCAGGAACACUACCAAUAUGCUUGUCCUCUCUGCUCUAAGUCGGUAUGUGAUAUGUCAAAGGUCUGGGAGAAAUUUGACAUGGAGAUUGCUGCAACACCAAUGCCCGAACCUUAUCAAGACAAGAAGGUUUGGAUCCUUUGUAACGAUUGUGGAAUCACCUCAGAAGUGCAAUUUCACUUUGUGGCCCAGAAAUGUCCAUGUUGCAAAUCUUACAACACCCGCCAAACAAGAGGCAGAUAAAAGGACCAAAUAUCAAUAGCCAGUCUGGCUUUCAAGUGAAAAUGAUCCCACACCCUAUGUGGCUAGGGUGGUACCUCUGAGCGGGAAUGACUGGGCUUUACAAAAGCUAAGCUUAUAGAAGAAAUGAUGGAAGGAAGGGGUACUAUAUGAUCCUGCUUGUAGCACUUCUGGGGUUAUCGUGUUUUCGCGUUUCUUCAGUUUAUUUAUCUUCAAUGUUCAGUAUGUGUGUUUUAUAUGCCAGUGUAAUGUAAUUUUGAAGACACUGAUUAUUUGUUCAGUGCUAGCACAAAUAUUGUUGGUAUGCGUGAUUCAAUCCUGUAUAGCACAGAGCAAGUAGAACUGUCGCAUGUCAGGUGGCUGAGACUUGAUGUGUUGUGUGAUAUUGUAUCUUCCAGUUAAUUACUCAUGUGAAGUUAAAUUUGUAUUAUUAUUUCGUAUUUAAAGAGUACUAUAGUUCUU